Ceraceosorus guamensis is the source of this 954-nucleotide messenger RNA. RefSeq names its product Bystin. The transcript is spliced from 4 exons. The record is from RefSeq and is a predicted model, not a curated record. NCBI's taxonomy places the organism in Eukaryota, Fungi, Basidiomycota, Exobasidiomycetes, Ceraceosorales, Ceraceosoraceae. Gene Ontology annotation, molecular function: snoRNA binding. The coding region runs from base 1 to 954 and encodes 317 amino acids. Gene Ontology annotation, biological process: rRNA processing. Gene Ontology annotation, cellular component: nucleolus; preribosome, small subunit precursor; cytoplasm.
AUGGCCAAGAUCAAAGAGGCCGAAGCGCGCGGCGGCAAAACCGCCAGCUUCAAGUUGGGCGCUGUGGGCGGUCAAGAGGCUCAGGAGGAUGCAGCUCUUAAUUCCCUUCCACCGGGUGUAAGCGUCAAGGUUGGCGAAGCGUACACAAAAGUGGGGAUGCUGCUUUCGCGCUACAAGUCAGGUCCACUGCCAAAGGCUUUCAAGAUCAUCCCAUCUUUACCCAACUGGGAUGCCAUCUUGUACCUCACAAAUCCCUCCGGAUGGACCUCUCACGCGACGCUUGCAGCAACACGAAUUCUUUGCAGCAAUUUGAAACCUUCGCAGUCGCAACGCUUCUUCAAGUACGUAUUGCUACCCAAAUUCAGGGAGCAGGUUCAAGACACCGGAAAGGUCACUCCGCAGGUCUUCGAAGCUUGCAUCAAGGCUGUCUACAAGCCGGCGGCUUUCUUCAAGGGACUUCUCUUUCCGUUAGCAGAGGCUGGCUGCACGCUCAAAGAAGCAGCCAUCAUGUCGGCCGUCCUGUCUCGUGUUUCUAUACCCGUGCUACACUCCGCUGCAGCGCUCUUGCGUCUUUCGGAGAUGCAUUACAGAGGACCAACGUCUCUUUUCAUCCGAACUCUGCUCGACAAAAAGUACGCUCUGCCUUACAAGGUCGUCGAUGCGCUUGUCUUUCACUUCUUGAGAUUCUCCGAUCCUGAGAUGGGAGUAGAGAAGAAUGAUGACGGCGAGAAGAGGAUGCCGGUGCUGUGGCAUCAGAGCUUUCUAGUCUUCUGUCAAAGGUACAAGCAAGACCUGACGCCAGAUCAAAAAGCGGCUCUUUUGGAUCUGCUGCGCGUGCAAAAGCACGACUCUAUAGGACCAGACAUCAGGAGGGAAUUGACGACUGGGCACGCGCGCGGAGAAAUGCUCGACGAACCCAUCGAUGAGGACAUGGACGAUGCCAUCAGUCUCUAA